GGAGGGAGGAGGGAAUACGCACUACCACCUACUUACUUGCACAGGUACGCUGUGAUAGAAAGCUCAGUGGUAAGCAAUGGCUGGAGGAGGCAAAAGAGGUGCAGCGUCGUCUCUUCUACUUGUGACGCUGCUCGUGACGUUGUUGGCCUUCUUCGCCACCGACGCCUCGGCGGCCCGUGUCACACCCCGUCCGCAAUCCCUCGCCAGAGCGGUACUGAGUGCGUUGGAGGCAAGGGCAGAUGGGUCGUGCUGCAGAUGCAUCUGUCCUAUGAUUUACCCACCUCCUUUUUGCGUUUGCGCCGGCGUGUGGCAAGGCUCCUGCCCUUCCGCCUGCACCAACUGCCAGUGUGUCCUGAACGAGUGCACUUGCAUUGACCAUGUGGACUACAAGGCCUGCGAGGCCGACUCCUGUGGCUGGCUUGAUGGCGUCCCCAAACUCGAGCCGUCGCAGCAGUGGGCGAUCGAAGAAACCGGUGGGAAAUUAGGGAUGAUGGUGUGAUCCGAUUGUGUUUGUGUUCGCCCGUCGUCUUAUCUCUCUCCGUCCUAUCCAUCUAUCCAUCCAUCUACUUAUAUUCUAUCUCGUGUACCGUGCGGUGUUGCUUCGCUUCGGUAAUAAAAUGCUUGUGCUUUUAUGGUGA
Molecule: messenger RNA, 638 nt
Organism: Musa acuminata subsp. malaccensis (wild Malaysian banana)
Lineage: Eukaryota; Viridiplantae; Streptophyta; Magnoliopsida; Zingiberales; Musaceae
Source: RefSeq, a predicted model, not a curated record